Molecule: messenger RNA, 2097 nt
Organism: Entamoeba nuttalli P19
Lineage: Eukaryota; Evosea; Mastigamoebida; Endamoebidae
Exons: 1
Coding region: 1-2097 (698 amino acids)
Source: RefSeq, a predicted model, not a curated record
AUGUCAAAUAAUACUCCCAAUCAAUUUAAAUACACUCCCUACAAUGAACACCAAAAUAUUUAUCCAAUUGUAUGUUCUAUUUUAAGUAAAUAUAAAGAGACAGUAAACUCCUUGUUAGAGAAUUUAAAACAUUUCACACCACAUGGUGAAUCUUAUAAAAAAGUUUACUGUACUGAUGGUUAUAAAAGAGGUUGCUAUACUGGUACUUAUCAAACUAAUGACAUUAAUAGUCAAAUCAAUGACAUUAAUAGUCAAAUUAAUGACAUUAAUAGUCAAACCAGUAAUGUUAAUAGUCAAAUCAAUUACAUUAAUCAAGUUAUUAAUUAUUUAUUUCAAUGUGGUAAUUCUAUUCCAAAUUUAGAUGGAAAUAAUUAUUAUGAAGUGUAUAUACUCAUUAGUAAUAUCUUCAACCCAUUGGUAAUUUCAGAAUUUUUGAACUUAUAUUAUGAAUAUAUGUUCAAAUCAAAAUAUGAUAGUGAUAAAUUCAAACAAGAAAUUGAUGAGUUAAGAAAAAAACUUUUGUAUCUUUUCUAUAAAAUUAUAAAACCCACUAUUUAUGCAACUGAAAAUUAUGUCACUGACAGUCAAUACAUUGAAAGUCUAAUUAAAGGUAGAGGAUAUAAUACUUCAACAUGGGAUCAAUAUCUCUAUGCUUUGUAUAUGACGGUUAAAGACAUUAAUUGUUAUACACCAUCGAUUAAGGAAUCUCUUAGUAGUUACGAUACAGUUUAUAACCCUUCAAGUAUUACAGUUUGUCUUACCAAGAUUCAACCCUUUUAUGAAAAAGAAUAUGAAGAAUUGGAAUCAAACUAUAAAGAAUUAGAAUCAAACUAUAAAGAAUUGGAAUCAAACUAUAAAAAAUUAGAAUCAAACUAUAAAAAAUUAGAAUCUGAAAAAGAGAGUCUUUCAAGAGAUUUGGAAUCAAAAAUUAAUGACAAUGGCGUACUAUCAGAGAAAAAUAUUAAAUUACAUGAUAAAGUAAACAUGUUAAAUACACAAGUGCAAGAAACUGAGAGUUGUUUAAAAAAUUUAAAUAAAAGUUAUGAUGAUAAGAUACGCAACCUACAACGUCAAGUUGAAGAACAGCUUAACCGAAUACGUGAUAAUAUGAAUGAUGAAAAAAAGAGACAAGAAUUAACUUACCAACAGAAUUUGAAUAGCCAAACAGAAAACUUCAACCAAGAAAUAAAAAAAUUAACUGAAGAAGAGAUAAAUUUAAAGAAUGAAAAUUUGUCUCUUAAAAAGGAGUUAGAUGAUAUAAAAACUUUACUUUUUGUUAAGUUAUGUGGUAAAGCAGAAAAGGUUAUUCAGCCAGAAGUUAAAGGACGAGGAAUUGAAUAUAGGAUUGAAUUAAAGCCAAAGAAAGAAAUAUUUACAGUUCCAGUUUCUCAAUCAGAGAAAAGAAAUGGUAAAUUUAAAAUUAAAUUACCACGACUCAUAAUUAAUAGAAAUGAUGAGAAAUUAGAAUAUGAAGAAUUCCAAAUUAAUUUGAACGAUGAAAAAAAAUUCCUUUUUCAAGAAAAAGGUUCAUUUAUUCUUGAUCAAUCACUGAACCUACAAAUAGAUAUUGUAAACGCUAAGGAGAAAGAAGAACCAACCUCCAAACAAAAAAGACAAGAAAGAGACAUUAAAAAUACUGUUGUUGGUGAAGCACAACAACAAAAAAUAAAUAAAGAAGUAGCCAAAGCCUUUGUCCCUAUUGAAAAUUAUCUUUCAGGGAUUUCAUAUACAUUUAAUUAUAAUGGCAGAAAAGUUCCAUUAAGUGUAAGUCUUAAUACUCAAGAAGGUGAAAUUAUUCAAUUAAACACUCAAAAUGGACCAAUAAAUGUUCAAGUGCAUUCUCUUCCUAAUACAACCUAUUGCAGGAAGGAUUUUGAUUUAAUUCAAACGCUCUAUUUCUCAAAAGAGUAUGAAGGUCAAUCAACUGACAUUCCGAUAGAAAUUUAUGAUGGUACUACUGUUGGACCAUAUAAUUUUAAAAUUGAAGAUGGAUGGUAUGUGAUUUGUGAACAAAAAGGAUUCUAUAAUUCUUAUGGAACUAGGGGGUCAUUAAUGCUUCUUGUAAGGCUUUAUGACCAACAACAAUCAUUUAAUUGA